AUGGCGUCCAAUGAGAACUGGGGAGAGGCGACGUCUGGAUUGGAAGUGGCCAGAGUCUUCUCUGAUCAGAUUCGAGGAAAGAAUGUUGUGAUUACCGGUGUUGCGCCGGAUGGCAUUGGAGAAUCGACAUCCAUCGCCAUCGCAUCGCAGAAGCCAUCAGUGUUGAUCCUAGCAUCACGAACCAAAGAGCGCAUGACGGCUGUAGCUGAAAAGAUUGAAGCCUCCUAUCCUGGUGUCAAGGUGCGGGUAGUGGUUCUUGACCUUGCAUCCCAAGCAUCGAUCCGCAAUGCCGGCUUGGAAACGGCGGAAUUGGUGCCAAAGGUGGAUUUGCUCAUCAACAAUGCAGGGAUAUUCGUGAUGCAGUCGAGACAGUUGACCAAGGAGGGUCUCGAGAUUCAGUUUGGGGCAAAUCAUAUCGGACACUUCCUGUUUACAAAGCUUUUAUUGCCCCUUUUGAAGGCUGGGGCCAAAGAUUCCGCACCCGGUGCCACUCGAAUCAUUAACUUGAGCAGUCAGGGUCAUCGUCUCUCACCAAUUCGGUUCAGUGAUUACAACAUGGAGGGCAAACAGGUGCCCGCGGAGGAAGCCCCAGCGUCUCCAAUGCCCCCGGCGUUCGGGAGGAGGAUGCCAGAUGGAUACUUGCCUGUCAUAGCUUACGGACAGUGCAAAACUGCAAAUGUUCUGUUCAGCCUCUCGCUCCAGCAACGAUUGAAACCAUUUGGCAUAACCUCUUACGCUGUCCAUCCAGGUGGUAUCCACACACAGCUUGGCCGGGACGAGGACGAUGAACAUAGAGCAGCCAUAGCGAAGGGAAUAUCGUAUUGGAAAUCGCUCGACGAAGGAUCAUCAACAACACUGGUCGCGGCCUUGGACCCAAAGCUCAACGGCACGUAUGCCGAGCUUCCUUUCGCACCCUGUGGCUGA
This is a messenger RNA of Neoarthrinium moseri, 924 nucleotides long. RefSeq lists its product as uncharacterized. NCBI's taxonomy places the organism in Eukaryota, Fungi, Ascomycota, Sordariomycetes, Amphisphaeriales, Apiosporaceae. Bases 1 to 924 code for a protein of 307 amino acids. The record is from RefSeq and is a predicted model, not a curated record. The transcript is spliced from 3 exons.